Messenger RNA from Fonticula alba, 1946 nucleotides. RefSeq lists its product as hypothetical. The transcript is spliced from 6 exons. Gene Ontology annotation, molecular function: guanyl-nucleotide exchange factor activity; small GTPase binding. The coding region runs from base 1 to 1722 and encodes 573 amino acids. Gene Ontology annotation, cellular component: endocytic vesicle; cytosol. Gene Ontology annotation, biological process: vesicle-mediated transport. NCBI's taxonomy places the organism in Eukaryota, Rotosphaerida, Fonticulaceae. The record is from RefSeq and is a predicted model, not a curated record.
AUGAAGCCGCAGCAGGCCCGCUGCACAAAGUGCGCGGCUGACGGCCAGCCGGACGACUCGGUCCUUGUGUCUAUGGCCCGGUCGCUCUUUCAGUGGCGUGGCAAUGCCGCUGGCGGUGGCCAUGGCAUCGACAGCCCGGCCGCCGAUGACCGAGCCCGGCCCCACCGGGAGGAGCAUCGCCAACUGACCCAGGACCCGUGGGUACGGCUGGCCAUUGCCGCGGCCUACAACGCCCUGGCCGGGGACCUGUCAUUGAGCCAGUUGCUGCUGGUCGAGAGUCCCGGGGCGGUGCUGCCGGUGGUUGCAGCCCCAGCCGGGUGGCCCGGGCCCGACUGGGGCCUCAGCACCACCGGGUCGGGCGAUUGGCCUGGCGAGGGGUCCGGUCCUGGCUCGGACCCGGCCAGUCCUCUUCACCCGUGGCCCGGCUCUCCCGGGGGGGAUUUCUCGGCCGAGACGGUGGCCCUGGACCGGGCCCCGCCCGUGCCCGGUCUCCCGGCUCAGGAUGCCGAGCUCCUGGCCCGCCUGCAGGACCCGAUCGACCGGCUGUUGAAGACCUUCGCUGAGACCCUGCAACACCAAUUGAAUGGCCCCAUCUAUGAUAAGGUAGCCCCACUGGCUUCAUGCCCGUGUGUGACGGCCCUUUUCUUGGGCAACUUGGAGCGCUAUUUUUUCAAGCAAUUUCACAGUCACAUUUACGCCCUGCCGACCGAGGUGUAUCGAGAUCAGCUUGCGGCGGUCAAUGUCCGCCGGCACCGGUGGAUUGAGGGCCGGCACUUGGACCUGCCGGCCGGCUUGGUGCCGGCUUUUCCAUUCGGGGUGGCCGAUGACCCGGCACUGGGGCUGCUUUCGGCGGUCAUUGGCCCGAGCCCGGCCGGGGCUGUGUCGGCCCCUGCUGUGAGCCCCGACUCCGCGGGUCGGACUCUGCGUGCAUUUCAACUCUGCGUCGAUGCCCUCGGCCAGAUGGGGCAGUGCUUUGCCCCGGGGCAGAAAAUCGAGCGGCUGAUGCUGGCCGUGAGGCUGAUCAUCCGGAUCCUGCGCACGGCCGGGAUGGUAUCCUCGGCGGAGCACAUGCUCCCCCUGCUUGUGGUGGCCCUCUGUCGAUCGAGCCUGUACGAGUGCAUGGUGGCCACGGUGCAGUUUCUGACGCGCUUCCGGCCGGAAACCACCGCCCCGGAGGAGGACUACUACAUGAUGAUGUUUACUACGGCUGUUCACUUCUUGGAGACACUCGACCGGAAGUCCCUCUCCAUCACGGACGGCGAAUACCACCGGCUGGUGACCGCCUUCCGGGAGUAUGCUCGCUCGGAGGAGAGCCUGGCCAAGGCACGCGCCGCUCUUGACCCCUAUGCCGGGCUCCUAUCGCACCUGGGCCCCGAGACAGCGAAUGCCUCGGAGACGGCCGGCCUGCCGGGCACGGCGGGUGGUGGGGCGCUGGCCGCCCUGCUGCCUGGCCCCGGGGUGGUCGCCAUGGCUGCUUCACUGGCACCCGGUCCUGGGAGCGGCGGGGGAACACCCGGGCAGGUGGCUGUCUCCUCGGCCUCCUUGAGCCUGGAGCCGGUGCGGGCAUUUUCCGACGCGCCAGCCGGGGGAUGGAAUCGCACCGGCCGGACAAACCCCAAGGCCCGGGCCGCCCCACCCGUGUCCGAAGAGAAGCCCUCGCCCAUCUCGGACGAGGACUUCGUGUGGCAGCAGCAGCAGCAGCAGUCGCCGAGCCCGAACUAGCCCCGAGGCAGCCGAUUGGGCCAUCCUCGCCGUCUGUGCAGGCGGUGUCCCUGCCGAGUCCCUUCCAGCACCAGGGCGGCCCCUUCCCACAGCCAGGGCAGGGACCUGGCUCGACGCCCGCCGGCGUGGGCUUGCUCCUGCCAGAUCUCCCGGUCCCGGUGAUGACUGAUCAUGUGCCCGCAGGGCAUGUGUCCAUCUUGUGAAAUAGGACACGUGUAUCUCCC